Messenger RNA from Spirometra erinaceieuropaei, 4446 nucleotides. The record is from the annotation of a GenBank genome assembly. NCBI's taxonomy places the organism in Eukaryota, Metazoa, Platyhelminthes, Cestoda, Diphyllobothriidea, Diphyllobothriidae.
AUGCUGCUUCCGUUUCGUUUAUCGCUGGCCCUCAUCAGGAACCAACUCUGGCCCCUUGGAUUUCGAGCUCUCACCUCUAAUGUCAGUCCCAUCCUGGGCUUACCACCACUUAAAGCCCGUGUGCUCCCAUCCUACCUUAAUGAAGAAUUUGCCCUACUCGUCUACAUCCCUUCGCGAUCGACGAUUUUCGCGGAUUUUAAAGUCAUCUCCUCACUUCGGCCCCCGGUCGGCCUGUCGACGAUCACGAUGGACUCCUCUGCUUCCGCCCUCUGCUAGUAGCUUGCUCGGUCAGCAAAGUAGUAUAGUGGUUGCAUCUCCCCGCGAUUUGAUAACUCCCGCAGAAUUAAAUACCCUCUCCUCGCCUGCCACCUAAACUGACCGCGACCGACCACGUUCGGUUCCUCCUGUUCCGCUACCUUGACAAUUGCGUCUGCUGUCAACAUAAAAAUGUCAGACCCGCAUCUGCAACGAACAGCCUCACAUGGUUUUGGAAUUGAACCUUUGGGGGAACCGACUAGAAUCCUCAUAUACUCUUGCCUUCGGGACACUCCUGUCCGACACGCAUAUUUACCUUCCCAUGAGCGAUUGUUUUUUCUCCCAAAAAUUAAUUACAUCGUAUACAUUCUGCCUUUUUCCAAAAAACAAUGGGGUUUUUUCAAUGUCCACGAACAUCUUCAUAUCCAACUUCCUAGCAUAUAAGCUCGAACUGUCCACCGUGCGGUAUCUGCAUACUUGUUCUAAAGUUCUCUCGAUGAUUUAUUUUUACUUGCUCUGACAGUACCUUAGGAGUACUCAAUAAAACAGUUUACUCAUUUAUCUAUUCAAUUUGUCUAUCUAUUGCAUCGUUCUCAGCAACCAACUGACGUAGAGGACGGAAGGCCAGCAGACUUUGGACGACAAGGCUGCCGAGGACGGCCCAGAACAUGACGUACCAUUUCUGUCGUCCGGUGGUUACGCCGGACAAAGAACCGCAAACCCGCAAAUCAGUCUCGCUUAGCAAGCCCGCGAGUGAGCCAUUGGCGUGCCGCCUUGCUACACGCGACCUACAGGGGCAGGAAACGUCCGAGGGUCUGCCCAUGCGGGCACUCAGGGCUAGACCGUUUGGAACACUCAGACCAGACAAGGGCAGACCUCAUAAAUACGAAACUACGGACAGAAGGAUUUAAAAUUGAUGUACACAGGGUGACUGACACAGCAAAGCUGUUCUACUCCAUCCUGUCUGUCUUCUAUUCCGCGCAGAGCUGGCAUCAUAGUAUUGGGGAAUAUAAAACGGUGAUAUCAACUGCGGAACACAAUCCAAACCGCCGCCCUAGAUUCCCUCAGACGCGCACGUCGUCAACACGGGGAUUGGUUUGAUGACGACUUUGCUGACAUCAGCAAUUUACUCGCCGGUAGAACACACUACGCAAAACCUACAUCAUCCGCCGAACCGACACAAGCAAUAUGCUCUCUUCAAGUGUCCUCACUCUGUGCUUUUACGGUUGAAGGGUAUACAGGACGCCUAGAUGAAUGGUAAAGCCGAGGAAACGCAAGGGUUCGCGGAUCGCAAUGAAACAAACAACUUUUGCGUUUCAACCAGAGCGAUUUGCAGCCCCACAGCAGAAGGAAUCGGACCGAUUCUCAGCUCCGAUGGAACAAUACUCCUAACGGAGAAAUCCCCAUUUGCUGGAGUGCUGGGCCAAGAACACCAGAACCGCCAUUAACAGCCCAUCCACGAUUUUAGACGCUCCCAUCGACCGGCUCUCCCAAAUAGGAAUUACAAUGAACUGAACCUUCCGCCUUUCCUCUCAGAAACCAUUAAAGCCCGUCAAAAAAUCUCUAGUGAUAACAUAUCAGGGUGGGACACUAUGCCGGCCGAAGUCUACAAGCACAACAGCCCAGACUGACGGACAAACUUACAACGAUAUUCUAGGGGAUGUGAAAUCAAGAACUUGUCCUUAGAAUUUUAAGGAUGUGAAUAUUGUACAUCAGUAUAAGAGGAAAGGGAGCCGGCAACUUUAUGCUAGUAACAGAGGAAUCUCACUGGUCAACAUCGCUGGAAGGAUCUUCACCCACAUCCUUCUCAAUUGUGUCAACGACUAUCUGGAGCACGGACUUCUCCCCGAAAAUCACUAUGGCUUCCGAGACGUCUGUCAGAUACUGGCAUGAUCGUCGCCCCCCGCCAACUGCAAGAGAAGCGCCAAGAAAUGCGGACAAACCUUUAUACUACCUUUGCAGACCCGGUAACUGCCUUCGGCACGGUGGACUCUGGAAAAUCACCCAGAAACUUGUAUGUCCCAAGUUAUCCACGCAAAUGAUGCCUCAGCUCCAGGAUGGGGUGAUGGCAUGCGCCAUUGACAAUUAUGCUGUCAUAGAAGCAUUUGCAGUCACCAAGGGAGUGAAGCAGGGCAGAGUACUCGCUCCCACCUUCUUCAGGUUCAUGCUUCCUGCAAUGCUAAUGGAUGUCCAUCAUGAUGAGCGCCCGGGGACCCGCAUCGCCUACAUGACCGACGGCCAUCUUCUGGAAGGUUUAACGCGUCUCCCCAUGACUACCCUCCGAGAUCUGCUCCUCCCAGACGGCUGCAUGCUCAACACCACAGCAGAACCGUAUAGGCAACGGCACACGGACCUCUUUGACUCCGGCUACGCCGACUUCUGUCUGACCAUCAAUGUGGUCAGAAGGAUGGUCAUUCGCCAGCAGUCAUCGAACAUUGAAUAUAAUGCACAUCGCAUCACUGUUAACAGCACCCAACUAAAAAUCGUUGAUAAUUUUACCUAUUUAGGCAGUGCAAUUUUGCGUAGCGCCAAAAUCGACGACAAAGUGGCCCGCCGGAUCAUCAGACUCAGCCAGGCCUUUGGUCAACUGCAGGCCUCAGUCUGGAAUUACCACGGCCUCUAUUUCAACUCCACAUUCAUAAUUUACAAAGUUGCCAUCUCAACAACGCUGCCGUACGAAGCGGAAACAUGGACAGUUCACGAGAAACAGGCGAGGAAACUUAAUUACCUCCCUCUCAGCGGUCUCCACAUAGCACUAAAUAUGUAAGUACGUGACAGAAUUGCGGACUCAGAAGUCUUUGAACGUGUAGCAGCCACUCCAGUCCCCCUUUUUUCGGCUCCGUUUUGUCGGUCGAUGGCGGCGACAAGCGUUGACAGGCUGCUGACACACGACCACCCACACCGGCUAGAAUUGGGGCCCCUCCUGUCCAGCUGCAGUGACUCCCGGCUGCCCUCACAAACUAGUAUCAGCUCACGCGCGUCGGACGAUCUGGUUUCAUUCCCGUGAACCCCUGUGAUUAUGCGUUUCCUAAUCCUCCUCUAAUCCGUCCAAUCUCACGACCAGCACUCAGCCAGUCAACCCCACCUACUGACACAGAGUAUUGCACUGCGUUAACUACACACCGCGACUGACGCUCUCCGUGAACGGACGAUUCUCUCUGUUGCAAACAAACAGCCAACUUACGGCAACCUGCCCUGUGUGCAGAAUAAACUAGUCCUCACAGUUCCCCGACUUCUGACAUUAGACGAAAAGAACUUAUUGUGCGUGGUUUAAGUUGAUCUCACAUCCUUGACCGCCACAAAUUGGUGACCCCGAAUUUCCGAACAGUGGAAUUUCUCAAACUUUUCGCCCACAACAACAAUCUUCCGGAGACCUACAGCGCGAUGUCAUAAGACCAGAAGUCACUCAUCAACCCAAAUUCUCAAGCAGCUAACGUACGCUUGAAGCGGCUCGAGGAGGUAUUAAUACGUCUGAAAGCCCAGCUCACUGCAGUUACCGCUAACGGCCCGCGGCGAAUACUAAACCGUCGGCGUACUUCCUCCGUUACCCACACCCGUCGUCCGCAAUCUCCAAGUAGCGUCUGCUGGUAUUACCAACAAUCUGGGGGAGCAGCUCGACGAUGUUUUCAGGCAUGUUCUGUCAAGGCGUCUCUAACGGCCUCAGGCAGACGAACCCACCCGACAGUAGAUGCCACUGCUGCUGGAAGCGUUGCCAAUCUCCACACUCGCCGCUUGUUUCUCUGGGACCGUAUCGCUGGCGCCAAAUUCCUUGUCGACUCUGGUGCCGAAGUUAGCGUGGUUCCACCAACUCCGGCCGAACGCAAAAACCGCAGCUCUUUUUGUCUAACAGCUGCCAACAACUCCAGCAUCCCCACCUUUACAGAGCGCUCCAUUACACUUGAUUUGGGUCUUCAUCAGAUUUGCCGAUGGAUUUUCAUUAUUGCCGACGUUUCCGUCGCCCUCAUAGGUGCCGAUUUCCUACCUCACUUCAAUCUACUAGAUGAUUUGAGGAAUCGCCGACUCGUCGACUGCAUCACCAACCUUCAUGCCCGUUGUCAAUCCGAUGUGAAUCCCUGUGUCAACCCUCCUACUGUUAUGCCCAUCUCUGGCUGUCCUUUCCAAUCACUCCUCAGGCAGUUCCCCCACGUGACUGGAAUUCUCAGAAUCCCUGUCAAAUUCAGCUGCAUGUGA